This is a messenger RNA of Suillus paluster, 309 nucleotides long. RefSeq lists its product as uncharacterized. The transcript has 2 exons. The record is from RefSeq and is a predicted model, not a curated record. The annotation marks the transcript as partial. NCBI's taxonomy places the organism in Eukaryota, Fungi, Basidiomycota, Agaricomycetes, Boletales, Suillaceae.
GAGGCCGUGGAUGCCGUUACACAACGGUGGGACUUAGGUUUACGGAAGUAUGAAUUGGAGGAUAACGAGUGGGUGAUACUGCAACAAUUGCGGGAUAUACUUAAGAUUCUAAAGGACGCCACCCUUUACUUCUCGCGCGCAACACCUAACCUUGUGACAGUGAUCCCAGCAAUGGAUCACAUCGACAAGACACUCAUGUCCUAUUCACGCAACAAGAAAUACUUGCCCUCGAUUUGUUCGGUGGUUCGGCUCGCUAAAAAGACACUCAACCGGUACUAUCAACUUACAGACAAGUCUCACACAUAUUGA